Molecule: messenger RNA, 1322 nt
Organism: Acanthopagrus latus (yellowfin seabream)
Lineage: Eukaryota; Metazoa; Chordata; Actinopteri; Spariformes; Sparidae
Gene: snf8
Product: SNF8 subunit of ESCRT-II
Exons: 9
Coding region: 210-986 (258 amino acids)
Biological process (GO): protein transport to vacuole involved in ubiquitin-dependent protein catabolic process via the multivesicular body sorting pathway
Cellular component (GO): ESCRT II complex
Source: RefSeq, a predicted model, not a curated record
UAUUUGACUUCCUUGUAAUCAAAAUGGAAACACUUGUACCAAAGUAGCUCUAUAUAUCAUAUUAAUUAACCAGUGUUUCUUAAAAAAUUGUAUUUUUCAGCAACUCUAGAGUUUUCUUUAUUAGCGGACUGCUGAUGUGAAAGCUAACGUUAAUUAAAAAACUCGUAGUUUAGAUUGUCUGUGUAAAUUUUGGAGCAGAAGUCAGCAAAAUGCACCGGAGAGGUGUCGGUGCGGGAGCUAUUGCCAAAAAGAAGCUGGCAGAGGCCAAAUACAAGGAGAGAGGAAAUGUUCUCGCAGAGGACCAAAUCGUCCAAAUGUCCAAGCAGUUGGAGACAUUCAAGUCCAACCUGGAGGAAUUUGCCAGUAAACAUAAACAGGAAAUCAGAAAGAGCUCACAGUUCAGGGUUCAGUUUCAGGAAAUGUGUGCCACCAUUGGAGUUGACCCACUUGCCUCUGGCAAAGGUUUUUGGUCUGAGAUGCUUGGUGUAGGUGACUUCUAUUAUGAGCUCGGUGUGCAGAUUAUUGAAGUGUGUCUGGCCCUGAAACACAGAAAUGGAGGGCUCAUUACUCUGGAUGAACUCCAUCAGAGAGUACUGAAGGGACGAGGAAAAUAUGCUCAGGAUGUGAGCCAAGAUGACUUGGUGAGAGCUAUAAAGAAGCUGAAGGUGAUGGGCAACGGCUUUGGGAUGAUUCCUGUUGGUGGUUCUUACUUGGUGCAGUCGGUCCCAGCGGAGCUCAACAUGGAUCACACUGUCGUUCUACAGCUGGCUGAGAAAAAGGGCUACGUGACAGUGAGUGAGAUCAAGGACAGCCUGAAAUGGGAGAAGGAGCGGGCUUGUCAUGUCCUGGAUCACCUGCUGAAGGAGGGCCUGGCCUGGUUGGACUCUCAGGCAGCUGGAGAAUCACAGUACUGGCUGCCCGCGCUCUUCUCUGAGCUGACCUCCCGUGAUGUCACACCGGAGGAGGCCAAUCAGAUGACACCUUGAGAAAUGAUGACGGCUCAAAAGACUUGUUGGUAAACAGAAUGUGCCUGAGGGCUCAUGUGAUGGAGUUGGCUGGUUCGCUGAUGUUUGUGUGUGUCGGGGGGGGGGAACUCCCUCUGAGAUAUUUUGGACACACAGAGGGGAAACUUUCCUCAUCUGCUCGUCAGCAACAUCUAUGCAACGACAAGUUUGAUUUCCUCUACGCUGUUUGAUAUUCAGUGUGAGGUCUUCUGUCUUCUUGCUGGUGUUUGGUUUCUGGGUGGUGAUGGUUUAUUCUCAAUGUACAGAAAAUGUAAUUGUUGAAUUUUUCCAUGUAUAAACAAUAACUUUUGAACAACA